This is a messenger RNA of Rana temporaria (common frog), 3382 nucleotides long. RefSeq names its product calcium voltage-gated channel auxiliary subunit beta 4 (gene CACNB4). Gene Ontology annotation, biological process: calcium ion transmembrane transport; regulation of voltage-gated calcium channel activity; neuromuscular junction development. The record is from RefSeq and is a predicted model, not a curated record. The coding region runs from base 549 to 2090 and encodes 513 amino acids. Gene Ontology annotation, molecular function: high voltage-gated calcium channel activity; protein binding. Gene Ontology annotation, cellular component: voltage-gated calcium channel complex. The transcript is spliced from 14 exons. NCBI's taxonomy places the organism in Eukaryota, Metazoa, Chordata, Amphibia, Anura, Ranidae.
AAAAAUCACGAGCAGAGAGGAUUGCAGCACCGAGGAAGCAGGGUGGGAAUACAGCCAAAGCCAACUAGAGCAGGCACAGCUGAGAGGAAAGAAGAAAAAAUGGAAUAAAUUCUCUCAGGGGCUUGAAAGGUUAAUUCACAUCUCUUCGGUUAAGGCAGGUCCUGGGAGAAACGUCAGCCUAUCAGAUUGUCGUUUUCCAAUUCACAUUUCGAGAUUGCCAGUCCACAUCUCCUCUUUUUCCAGGAAGACCUUGAGAGGUAGGUCACAGCCUGCAAGCACCUUCCAGGCACUGAAGGGCUUCCAGACAGUUGUCAUCUGAGGCUGCAUUGUGGACCUGAUGCCCAGACUUUGGUCUGGUGACGAGUCGAUCGGCCGGUCGGUUCUUUCCGGCUCUCUCCAAUGAGGAUUGUGGUGCUGUGGUGAGGAUGACAUCCCUGGAGAAGACUCAGAUGAUGGACAGGUCCCACCAGAAACCUGAUGAGCUCUGGUGACCGGGUAUUGAGGUCCCCCUGCAACCCUUGGGCUGGGAGGAACAUGUCCUUGUAGUCAUGUCCAGGAAUUCGUACCCAAAAAACGGGAUAUCAGAGGCUCUGAACACUCCAAUCUUCCAGGUGUCCAGAGGGACCGCAUCCAGAAGAAGUAGAUUAAAGCGAUCCGAUGGGAGUACCACCUCCACCAGCUUUAUUCUCAGACAGGGCUCAGCAGAUUCUUACACAAGCAGACCAUCAGAUUCUGAUGUAUCUCUGGAAGAGGACAGAGAAGCAAUACGCCAAGAGAGAGAACAGCAAGCCGCAGUACAACUUGAGAGAGCCAAAACUAAACCGGUGGCAUUUGCGGUAAAGACGAAUGUGAGCUACUGCGGGGCUCUGGACGAAGAUGUCCCUGUACCAGGCACUGCCAUCUCCUUCGAUGCCAAGGACUUUUUACACAUUAAGGAGAAAUACAACAAUGAUUGGUGGAUCGGGCGGUUGGUUAAAGAAGGCUGUGAUGUCGGCUUUAUUCCAAGUCCUCUGAGGUUGGAGAACAUACGAAUUCAGCAAGAACAGAAGAGGGGAAGAUUUCAUGGAGGUAAAUCAAGUGGCACAUCAUCAUCCAGUCUCGGGGAAAUGGUAUCGGGUACGUUUCGAGCAACCCCUCCAUCUGCUGCCAAACAGAAGCAAAAAGUGACUGAGCAUAUACCGCCUUAUGAUGUUGUGCCAUCCAUGAGACCGGUAGUAUUAGUUGGUCCAUCACUAAAAGGAUAUGAGGUGACGGACAUGAUGCAGAAAGCACUUUUUGACUUCCUGAAGCACAGGUUUGAUGGGAGGAUAUCCAUCACAAGGGUGACAGCUGACAUUUCUCUCGCCAAGAGGUCCGUGUUAAAUAAUCCAACCAGGAGGGCUAUAAUUGAACGCUCCAACACCAGAUCCAGUUUAGCUGAAGUGCAGAGCGAAAUAGAAAGAAUAUUUGAGUUGGCUCGUUCAUUACAGCUCGUUAUUCUAGAUGCGGACACCAUUAAUCAUCCGGCACAACUAAUCAAAACUUCAUUAGCACCGAUAAUUGUUCACGUCAAAGUGUCUUCGCCAAAGGUUUUGCAGCGGCUUAUUAAGUCUAGAGGAAAAUCCCAAAGCAAACACCUAAAUGUACAGUUAGUAGCUGCUGACAAACUAGCACAGUGUCCACCAGAAAUGUUCGACGUGAUCUUGGAUGAGAAUCAGCUAGAAGAUGCCUGUGAGCAUUUAGCAGAGUAUUUAGAAGCAUACUGGCGAGCUACCCAUACCACGAGCAGUACUCCCAUGACACCCCUUCUGGGAAGAAAUCUAGGAUCGACUGCACUUACAUCAAUACAGAGUCAGCGCAUGAGAAACACGAACCAUUCAACUGAAAAUUCCCCAAUCGAAAGACGAAGUUUAAUGACUUCGGACGAAAACUACCACAGCGAAAGAGCUCGGAAAAGCAGAAACCGCUUGUCUUCCAGUUCCCAGCAUAGUCGCGACCAUUACCCACUUGUGGAAGAAGAAUACUCUGACUCCUACCAGGACACUUAUAAACCUCACCGGAACCGCGGCUCUCCUGGAGGAUAUAGCCAUGAUUCCAGGCACAGGCUUUGAGAUUUUUCUUCCCUUUUUAUUUCUUUACAAAAUUUUUCUUCUUUUUUUAUUUUUAUUUGGAACUUGACAAAAUGUAGUUGGUCGCUGACCAAUUUGCUACCUAGCAAUCAAACAAUUGCAUUGUUUGCUGAGGUUUAGCAGGCCUGACGGGCAACAAAAAGGUCAUGUGACUUGCAGAAACAUGAAGUAGCUAGAAAUUACAGACCACUUUAUUUUGCCAGCUGUAGGAGUGUCACUUGAUGCUGUAUCACAGGCAAAAUACCAUAUUCAUAGAAGUAUAUACGUGUAGGUAGAGAUUUAUUGUGCCCUAUCCACAGGUCUUUUACUUUGACAUUACUAUUAGAGCAGUAUGUGUUUACAUGGUGUAUUGCACACAUCCAUUUGUAACCUAGGGCAACAGUUCUCUGCCUUAAUUCUCAAAGCUCAGGGCAGUUAGAUGCUUGUUGGGUCUCCUCACAUGAGCAGACAAAGUCGGCCUUGUAGUACAAGAAAGUCCCUCAGAGUGACCAAAUCACAAAUAUAGGACCUACGGACAACUUUAAAAACGUAGCGGACUGUCCUAACCGUUUACCAUGUGGUGGCCACUUUCCAGGUUUGCCCUUAUUACUAGGUCACUUUGUGUAAAUUCAGUUGUGUACCUUAAAAGCCACAUUUAACAAGUUCCCUCUCGGCCUAGAAGAAGGCAUGCCCUCGUGACUAGAAACAGGGCCUACUAAUAGUAUAAAUUGCAUUAUGUGCCCAGUAGGGCAAUUUUACUGUGCCACCUAAGUAACUACAGAGUAGUUCAUACCAUUCUGUAGAAUUCAAAUAAUACAUAUAGUGUAUAAAAGGCGGCUAUUUGUAGCGAAACCUUAGUUUUCUAUUGUUCUCCCUGUAGACCCACUUAACAAUAGAUAUGAAAAUCGAUGACGUAAGGGGCAAUUUAUCAUUAGCUCCUUAGGGGCCUGUGUUGGCAGUCUUUUUGUUCACUUCAAGUCAGUUUUUCAUUUUAAUACAAGUCUAUGUGAAUGCAGAAACAGGUCAGAAGGAGGUUAACUGCAGAUCCAGUGCACCUGUCAAUGAAUUCUAAAUAAUCUCCGAAACUAGUGUCAAACUGAUGUCAUUGAUACAAGCCCAAAGCCUGUUAACCUAGGCCCUAAAUCUUACUAUACUUGGUUGCAGUCUCAGUUGCCAUAGGAUAAAUACAGGCCUGAAAAUGGCAAAGCCUUAUUUAAUUUAAGCACUUCAGCCCUGGAAGAAUUGACUGCUGAAUGACCAGGCAUUUUUUUUCGGUUUGGCAUUGCUUCGCUUUA